AAAUGCUCAGUCGUCUAGUCAGCUCCGUCCAUCCACAAAUUGGGCUCCGUGCCGCUUCUUCUGCAGCCAACAAUAUUGUCAGUCAAGCUCAGCUUCAAUCCGAUCCUUCGAAGCUCCUCUUUAUCGAUGGCGAUCGCAAAACGACUUAUGGAGAAUUUGUUAAACGAACUGGGCAAUAUGCAACUGCUCUGACUGAAAAGUACAAUAUAAAGAAAGGAGACCGUGUGAUGGCUAGAGUAUCAAAAACGACCGAUACAGCUGCUCUCUACAUUGCUUGUCUUCAAAUCGGAGCACUCUAUAUUCCAGUCAAUCCAGGAUAUACUGAAUCUGAAGCUGCUCACUAUAUCAAGGAUGCGACACCUUCGAUUCUAGUCUCGUGCAAUGAAGAAUUGGAUAAAGUUUUCAGAGAUAAGAUCAGGGUUAUCAACGAGGAUAAGUUGGCAUCUGAAGCAGGAAGCUUGAAUGCAUGCACCAUGAUCGAACAUGUCGAAAAAUCGGAUCCCGCAUCAGUUUGCUACACUUCAGGAACCACCGGACUACCAAAAGGAGCAAUCUUAACUCAUGGAUCAUUGUCUAACAACGCACAUGAUAUUGUCCGAGACUGGGGAUUUACUGGAAAUGAUUAUAAUCUACAUGCACUUCCAUUCUAUCAUGUACAUGGACUCUAUUAUUCCCUUCAUUGCUCUUUAUUCUCACAUUCAACAAUGAUUUGGCGGUCGAAAUUUGAAGUUGAAGAUUGUAUAAAAUACAUGAAAAAUGCGACGGUUAUGAUGGGAGUACCAACAUUCUUUUCAAGACUUUUGGCAUCAAAGAAUUUCAAUAAAGAAGCAUUCGGAAAUGUUCGAGUAUUCAUUUCUGGAUCUGCACCUCUAUCAGUAUCUACAAUUGAAGAAUUCAGGGAAAGAACUGGACAAGUGAUUCUUGAAAGAUAUGGUAUGACAGAAGCUGGAGUUAUGACUACUAAUCCAUUGAAUGGAGAGAGAAAAGCUGGAACUGUUGGCCCGGCUGUACAAGGAGUUGGAUGUAGAAUUGCAAAAAAUGGAGGAAUUGAAGUGAAGACAAAUGCGAUUUUCGCUGGAUAUUGGAAGAAUCCAAAGAAGACAGCUGAAGAAUUCACUGAAGAUGGAUGGUUUAAAACUGGAGAUGUUGGACAUCUUGAUGAGGAUGGUUAUUUGACGAUUGGUGGAAGAUCAAAGGAUAUGGUUAUUACUGGAGGAUUAAAUGUAUAUCCAAAAGAACUUGAAGAUUUCAUUGAUACACUUCCAUUUGUUAAAGAAUCUGCAGUUAUUGCAUCUCCACAUCCAGAUUUUGGAGAAGCAGUUGUUGCAAUUGUAGUCCCGUCGGAGAAGGUGACUGAUGAGAAGGAGUUUGAGAAGAAGCUUAUUGGAAUUAUGAAGAAGAAGGUUGCCAAUUAUAAGGUUCCAAAGCGAGUGAUUGUACUGGAUGAUUUGCCACGAAAUCACAUCACUAAGGUCCAGAAAAACGUUCUCCGUGACACCUACAAGAACCUCUUCGCCUAAUUCCAUUCCCAGUCAACAAUACAUCCCCAAAAUAUAGAUAUCAUUUUUCUAUUUUCAAAUUGUAAAUAUUUCAUAAGUAUUGUAGAAUCUUUUGUACAAUUUUUCAACUUUUAACAGUAGAAAAUAACAGUUGUUUAUAGAU
Messenger RNA from Caenorhabditis elegans, 1662 nucleotides. It is a transcript of the gene acs-11, whose product is annotated as fatty Acid CoA Synthetase family. Lineage: Eukaryota; Metazoa; Nematoda; Chromadorea; Rhabditida; Rhabditidae. The record is from RefSeq and is marked reviewed. The coding region runs from base 3 to 1520 and encodes 505 amino acids. The transcript is spliced from 5 exons.